Messenger RNA from Temnothorax curvispinosus, 912 nucleotides. Its product is annotated as NADH-cytochrome b5 reductase-like. The transcript is spliced from 4 exons. The record is from RefSeq and is a predicted model, not a curated record. NCBI's taxonomy places the organism in Eukaryota, Metazoa, Arthropoda, Insecta, Hymenoptera, Formicidae. The annotation marks the transcript as partial. Gene Ontology annotation, molecular function: oxidoreductase activity.
GAGAUAGUCACGUGAUCCACUACACGUGUGUGGUUCUGUGACAGCAACAUGACAAUUGAUCUUCGUAAUUUUCUUGCAAAAUCGAUGAUGCAAAAUAAAGUGAAAUUAAUAUGCCUCUUUGUACAAGUCUAUUGAUGAAAUGCCUAAGUAAAAAUAAAUCUUACAAUAAAUUCUAUUGAUAAUGCAAUAAGAAAAAUGUGUAAAAUGAGUUUAGACAAUUGUAAUGAUGACAAUGACGAUGAAAGACCCAAAACACCACUGGAGGAAGAUUGUUGCGGCAGUGGCUGCACGCCGUGCAUCUUUGACGUUCACAAAACGCUGCUAAGAGAAUGGGAAGGUAGAAAGACACAGGCGAAAGUUAAAAUAGCCGAUAAUUUAUUAUCUCUUUUAUCUUAUAAACCAUUUGUCAUCACAAAUAUAUCCGAUACAUCGGACGAUUACAUUUCAGUUUGUUUGGAAUAUUCAGAAUGCAAAACAGAAAACAAUGUUAGUUUGCAUCUCAUACCUGGCCAAUAUGUCAUGCUACAUUCUUGGAGCAAAUCUCGACCAUACACCCCAAUUGCUUGGACAUACAAGAGCUUAGUUUUCUUGGUAAAAGUGUAUGAACACGGUGAAUUCAGUUUACUUCUGAAAAAUGCACCGAUUGGCAGUGAAAUUAACAUCAGGGGUCCUUACGGAGAUUUUAAGUAUGAAAGAAACAGUUUUCGGCAGAUCGUCAUGUUUAGCAUCGGCUCAGGAAUAGCAGCGCUUUAUCCUGUGGCUAAAGCGAUCGUCGACGACGAAACGGAAUUCACAAGAGUACAUCUUAUUGCGGGAUUUAGGUCGAUAAAGCAUGUGCCUCUGAAAAAAGAAUUAACGCAUCUAGCGGAUUAUUGGAAUUUCAAAUGUACAUUACAGCUGUCUCAAUUAAAU